Messenger RNA from Ictalurus furcatus (blue catfish), 7094 nucleotides. RefSeq names its product Rho GTPase activating protein 35b (gene arhgap35b). Gene Ontology annotation, biological process: signal transduction. The coding region runs from base 262 to 4797 and encodes 1511 amino acids. Lineage: Eukaryota; Metazoa; Chordata; Actinopteri; Siluriformes; Ictaluridae. The transcript is spliced from 6 exons. The record is from RefSeq and is a predicted model, not a curated record. Gene Ontology annotation, molecular function: GTP binding; GTPase activity.
AUGGACGUCAGUAAAGAAUAACUCCUCCGAAACGUUUGAUAUUUCCUGUCAAGCCACUCCCACCUGAUUAUCUCCUUUUGUUUAGCGUACCCAGCUUUCUGUAAUAUGGGCAAGAAACACACAAUCGAAAUUAGUCUGAUUGUGUAAAGCCGGAGAAAACGCAGUGCGGCGGAUAUGAUCGAAUAAAUCGCUUUAUAAACACGACAAAGCGUGAAUCCUGUGUUAACCGUUACGGCAUGGCAAGAUGAGUGCCUGCAAACGAUGAUGGCGAAAAAGCAAGAUUCACGGGUGCCUACCUACAACCUAGUUGUAGUUGGUCUUUCGGGCACUGAGAAAGAGAAGGGCCCGUGCGGAGUUGGCAAGUCUUGCCUCUGUAAUCGCUUCGUCCGCCCUAGCGCGGACGACUUUCACCUCGAUCACACGUCUGUGCUGAGUACCAGUGAUUUCGGUGGCCGAGUGGUCAACAACGACCAUUUCCUGUUCUGGGGAGAGGUGGAGCGAGUCUUGGAGGAUGGCACUGAGUGUAGGAUGCAUGUGGUGGAGCAGACGGAGUUUAUCGAUGACCAGACCUUUCAACCACAUCGUAGCACAGCUUUACAGCCUUACAUCAAAAGAGCUGCCUCCACGAAGCUGGCCUCUGCGGAAAAACUCAUGUACUUUUGUACAGACCAGUUGGGUCUGGAGCAGGACUUUGAGCAAAAACAAAUGCCCGAGGGAAAGCUGCAGGUAGACGGGUUUCUACUUUGCAUCGAUGUAAGUCGAGGGAUGAACCGUAGCUUUGAUGAUCAAAUGAAAUUUGUUACCAACCUGUAUAAUCAUCUGGGUAAAACUAAAAAGCCUGUUGCGCUGGUUCUCACCAAGUGUGAUGAAGGAGUUGAGCGAUACAUCAAGGACUCUCAUACAUUUGCCAUCAACAAAAAGAACUUGCAAGUUGUUGAGACAUCAGCUCGGUCUAAUGUCAACGUGGACUUAGCUUUCCUUACUCUGAUUCAACUCAUUGAUAAGGGAAGGGGCAAGCACAAGAUAAUACCUUAUUUUGAGGCUUUAAAGCAUCAGAGUCAAAUAAUUGCCACCGCAAAGGACCGAUACGAGUGGUUAGUGAACCACAUAGUGAAGAAUCACAACGAGAACUGGCCUGCAAUCAGCCGACGUAUGCAGCCAUCACCAGAAUACAAGGAAUACGUCUUUUUAGAAGGUACAGCUAAAGCAAAAAAGCUUUUCCAGCAGCACGUUCAUCGGCUUAAACAGGAGCACAUCGAGAGACGUCGUAAAGCGUAUUUAACCGCUCUCCCGCUCGCCUUGGGUUCCUUAGUGUCCGAACUGUCAGAAAUCGAGCAUUUAAGCUGGUCUGGGGUGCAGAAGGUACUGGAGUCCAAAAAGGACUUUGACCAUUGGUUUGUGGUUCUGGAGGACGCGCCAUGGGAAGACACGCCACAUCUUGACAAUAUGGAAGACGAGCGCAUACCCUUUGACGUGCUGGACACAACUGCCGCGGAAAUCAUAUUUGAUGCGCAUCUCGAACAUUUGCGCAACGAGUGCAAGCGUGCCGAGAUGCGACACGAAUUUAAGAUGAAGCUGGCGUCCUCGCCCUUCGUCACCCCUGGCAAGCCUUGGGAAGAGGCACGGAGCUUCAUAAUGAACGAAGACUUCUAUCAGUGGUUGGAGGAGCCGGAAUACCUGGAUAUCUACAACAGGCACCAAAAGGUGAUCAUAGACAGGGCAAAGGAGGAUUUCCAGGAACUUCUGCUGGAGUAUUCGGAGCUUUUUUAUGAACUUGAAGUGGAUGCUAAGCCAAGUAAAGAAAAGAUGGGGGCAAUUCAGGAAGCACUGGGAGAAGAGCAGCGCUUCAAGGCAUUACAGAAACUGCAGGCAGAAAGAGACGCCUUAGUUUUAAAGCACAUCCAUUUUGUCUAUCACCCGACCAAGGAUACUUGUCCGAGCUGCCCGUACUGCAUCGACAACAAGAUCGAGCAGAUAUUAGCCUCGUGCUUCCCUAUGCGCUAUCCUUCCUUUGGAAAGUCUCAUAUGCAUGAAAGCAAAGCAGAACGGAUUAACUUAGUGAUUCUGGGCAAAGAUGGUUUAGCAAGAGAGUUGGCUAACGAGAUUCGAGCUAUGUGUGCCAACGACGACUACUACGUGCUUGAAGGCAAAUUAUACGAGCUAAUACUCAGGCCUAUUGAGGGUAACGUUAGGCUUCCGGUUAACUCCUUCCAUACUGCUACAUUCACACCUCACGGGUGCCUGUGUCUGUACAAUUCCAAGGAAUCUUUGUCUUACGUUCUAGAAAGUAUCGAGAAGUUGCGCGAGUCAACGCUUGGCAGGAGGGAUAACCACAUAGCUCAGCUUCCUUUGUCUCUUUUGUUAGUCACUAAGAGAGGUGUAGGGGCUUUGAGUGACCUUGGUGGGGAGACUGCCCAAAUCUUAAUCACGCAGGGUCAGCAGGUAGCCAUGAAGCUGCAGUGCGAAUUUUUGGAGCCAGCAUCCCCUGGCUCAGGCUACGGGCGGAAUGUGAACGAGAAACAGAUCAACCAAGUGUUAAAAGGUUUGUUAGAUACAAGAAGGAGCGCCGCGUUUCGUAGCGGUUCCCCGUCUUCACCCCCUUUACCUCCGAGCAUCAGAGACAUCCAGCAGGACCAGAAUCCGGAGGCAGACUUGCGUAUUGUCAUGUGCCUGAUGUGUGGAGAUUCCUACGACGUAGACCAACUUCUCUCACCCUUCUUACUGCCUCAGCAUUGCAGGCCAACCAAUUCCAGUGGUAACUCAGUGGUGCUUUUGCAGACAGUCGGUGACAACAGGCUGACAAUAGAGCUGUCCCUACUAUCAUAUCACGCUUCUUUUACCAUGCGCAAGAGUCGGCUUGUACACGGGUACAUAGGUGUGUACUCUGCUCGCCGCAAAGCCUCAUUGGAAACCUUGUGUGCCUUACUCUGUGAGGUUCCAGACAUUGUUCCAGUCCAGUUGCUAGCGGUGGGAGAAACGGAGACGGAGCUCACGGACUCCGAGUCUGCACGUGAGCUGUUGGUCCAGGGCGAAGAACUGGCCCAUGAAAUAGAGGGUCGUUUUGCCUGCGUGGUCUGUGGACCAGGCGGAGUUGUUGGAGGACUGCACAGAAUAGACCUCCUACAAUCUUUCUUCAUGGAGGUCGCGGAGAAGAAGACUCUCGUUGAGGCAACUCAUGUGUACGAUAACGCAGCAGAGGCCUGUAGCACAAACGAGAACGUGUAUUCACCCCAUUGCGGUUCCCCUAGCCCUGUAACUAUGCUGUUGGAUUAUGAGGAGGACAUGGAAGCUUCACCGCCUUACUUUGACGGAACCCUCACCUCUCAUAGCGGAUUCAAGCUCCCUGAUUUGGAGUCGGCCGACACGUUCUCGGUCAUCUCUGAACUCAGUACUUUUGAGAACAAGUUGAACAGCAAAGUCCCUUUACAUAUGAGGUCCAAACCCAGUGUCACUUUUGACUUCAGAAAGCACAACUUUAACCCCUACAUGGACACCAGCCAUCGGCGGUCCCUUACCUCCAAUGUCACCUGGCCGCCCUGUGGGGACGGGGUGUAUGAUCCGUCUGACUAUGCUGAGCCAAUGGAUGCUGUUUCCAAGCCUCGACCCAGCCAUGAGGAGAACAUAUACUCUGUACCACACGACAGCACGCAGGGCAAGAUCAUCACCAUACGGAACUCCAACCGAAUGCACUCGAACGGAGGCGUGAACGGCUCGGAUAGCGAAGGCGACGGCAGCUCUUUGGAGCGGCGCAGGAAGUUCUCUUCUGCCGGAGUAAAACCCCGAUUGUACCGAGAUCGAUCCAAGCGCCUAGGCAAGUUCAGCAGCUUCCGCACCAGUUUCUCUAUCGGCAGCGAUGACGAGUUCGGCGGUCUUCCAAAAACGAAGGAGGAUGACGUGGCCGUUUUGAAAGGAGAGUCGCUGAUUGAGGAAGGGGACGAUAAGAAAAGGAACAUUCUGAGGAGCCUUCGUCGACCAGGCAAAAAAACCAGACUAAAGCCCCGACACUCGAUCUCCAAACCUCUGGAGAGUACUUACUUUGGGGUGCCAUUAGUUAAUGUCGUGUCACCUGACAGACCCAUCCCGCUGUUCAUCGACAAAUGUAUCCGCUUCAUUGAGGCCACAGGGUUGACUACGGAGGGUCUAUAUAGAGUGAGUGGAAACAAGUCAGAGAUGGAGAGCAUGCAGCGGCAGUUUGAACAGGACCACGGCCUGGACCUGGUGGAAAAGGACUUUCCGGUGAACACAGUAGCUGGCGCUUUAAAGAGCUUUUUCUCUGAGUUGCCCGAUCCAUUGGUCCCAUACAGUCUACAAGUGGAGCUGGUGGAAGCUUUCAAGAUAAAUGACCGAGAGCAGAGACUGCAGACCAUGAAGGACGUGCUGAGGAGAUUUCCUCGGGAGAAUUACGAAGUUUUCAAACAUGUCAUGGGCCACCUGAACAAGGUCAGCCAGUGGAACAGAGUCAACCUGAUGACCAGCGAGAACCUGUCCAUCUGCUUCUGGCCUACGCUCAUGCGGCCCGACUUCACCACCAUGGACGCUCUCACGGCCACGCGCACCUACCAGACCAUCAUCGAGACCUUCAUCCAUCAGUGCGCCUUUUUCUUCUACAACCAAGCUCCCGCCGAGUCUCCCACAGGCCUCUACGGCACGCCGACACCCUCUGCCCUGCCCCCUUCGCCCACCGCCGCCCCCUUGUGCACCCCUCCACCUCCGCACUUCAGCCCGGCGCUUCAUUCGCCCCCGGGCUCGCCCCCUCAGAGCCCCCUCACCGUCCCCGCAGAGACACACACACUGUGAGACAGGGACACACGCCAGGCUAAAGAUUCCUCGUAUCUAUACACAUAUACACUGCAGUCUUUACAUAGACGCUCGGUAUGUAAGCGAGAUCGCACACAAGACGUGCGCGUAUUUAAAUUUGCAUGUAGCGACUGGAUUCAACGCCGUCUGAGGGUUUGUGAACAUUUUUUAUUUUUUUUGCACACCACACUUGAAACCGUAGCGCCCCGACGACACACACGGACACCCGCAAGUCCUCCUGUCUCGCCGUGGACGCUCGUCACUGUUACCGGGGGGACCAGAACUUCUUAAUCCGAGCCCAUGUUCUGUUCUGCAGCGUAGCAGACUUCUGUUAAGUGUGCGCUUUUGUCUUGUCUCUCCGUGUGUGUUUUUAAAAAAAAAUUAAUUAAGUAAUUCUCUCGCUUAACUCCAUCCAUUCCUGCUUUCCUGAUCUCGGACUGUAGCUCCUGUUUUUUUUUUGUUUGUUUGUUUUUUUUUCUUCCCAGCCACACAUGAAGAAGAAAUACAGUAGGGAGACGCACUACAAAUGGGAAAUCCAUCCAGGCACUUAUCCCAACACUGUCUGAUGAAGUCAGACGGACACUUUGAGAGAGUGCUGAUUAAAAAAAUAAAUAAAAAAAAAGAGAGAGAGAUAAAUAGAAUUACUAUUGCUGCAUGCUUACUUGCAAAGAUGAACUUUUUUUCCCUCCCAGUGUUGAUUUAAUCUACAUGAUCCCUUGUUAAAAGACCGCAUGGAUUUGAAAAAAACAAAAAAAACAUUGAAGCUGUCACGUAUGAGCGUUUUGAUUUGGUUUUCUUCUCUUCUCUCUGUGAUAUGAAGCUUUGACAGUUUUGCUUUCAUCGGUUCCUGUGGAUCUGUGCUCUUUUUAUGAGAUUCGACCGGACGAAUCUGGAACUCCGGAGGGUUCGAUCGCUCCGAGACUUUUAACGACGUCGAACUUUGACAUGUAACCUCUUUAAACCUUUAACCUUUUAGUCAAGGGUGAUCCCAGAACCCUUUUACCCUUAAAAAAUGGGACAUUAAAAAAAAAAUGUAAAAAAAGACACACACACAUAUACACACAUACACGGGCCUUAUUUGGAUGUCCUCUGUUUUUUUUGCCACUUACUAAUAUAAAGCACUUUGAUGAUUUUUUUUUUUUUUUUUUUAAUGUUUUAUUUAGGCCUGAUUUUGUGAAGAGUAACACUGAAUUGCAUUUGGUGUAGCCUGUGUCUGGGGAACAUUUCUGAUCCUCACCAAGCAUCUGUUCCAUCUCUGUACUGGAUUUUCCUCUGUAUGUCUGUGACAUUAAGACUAAACUGCAACUAAUGUAGACAUAAACUGCUAACGUUUAUCAUUUCGGCGCAGACCCAUGCCGAGUUCCCUGUCCUCCGGUUCUCGGACUCGUCUCGUUCGCGGCUCCAUGCGCAUAGAUCGUAAUUGAUGUUUUCUUUUAAAAAGAUAGAAGCCUUUUCUGAAAUGGCAGACAGUCUCGUCAUGAAUUCGAAGCGUUUUUCGCUUUAUGUUUUGGUAGGAGAUGAAAAUGCUCGGCUAGAUUUUAAAUACCUGGUUUACAGACGUAGAAGGAACCAGGAUCCGAGAAGACCCAAAAAAAAAAAGAGGUACAUUUAUCCCCCGCCCAUUCGAACCCAUGGCAAUUUGCAUAAUAUGUGAAACCUACUUUUUCAAACCAGUUCUAGGAUUUUUUAAGGAUUAAACAAUGUUAUAGCAAGUUACUAAUAAGGCUCGAUAAUUAUCAAAGAAUGUUGGGAUUUGAAAAACAAACCAUAUAUAUACGGGUGCCAUCUACCAAUCAUUUAUUUCUAUUUAUUUACUACAACUUUUGAUCAAACUUGAGCAGCGUACUCAGGACGUGAUUCUGAGGACAAACGCUAAGGUUCAGGGGCGUCUUCAUCCAUGGGGUGGUGGGUUCAAGUACUUGUUUCUCAAGUCCCAUCAAGCUGAAACACUCCAGCGACACCACAGAAAACAUCUGCAAUAUCACAGCAGCUGCUUGUCAAUAAUUUGGCAACCCAUUCGUGAGAUAAGGGAAUUGUCUCUUCAUCUAAGAUGGUACGCAGUUGCCACUAGGGGGCGCAUCUCACAUCUACAGUAUAUCAGUAUACCAACCCCCAACCAUCAUCUCAGGACGGGUAUGAAUCAUGGAAUCAGGUGUAGAAAACACUAGCAUGUGCUUUCCAGGCCCAGGGUUGGGAAGCUGGGGUUUAACUAUUGAGAUAUGAAUCAGAACGACCGGUCUCUGAAAUAAAUUAGAGCUUAAAGACAUACUCUACAAAGACAUUCAUUUUUCAAAAAA